AUGGGGCCGAAGAAGAAGAAACAUUCAGUGGCGUUGCGUGAGAGAGUGGUAUUGCUCCAUUCACAAGGGAGAAGCUAUCGACAAAUCGGAGCAGAGGCGUCUGUUAGCUACACCACGGUACGAGCCAUCAUUCAUAAAUAUAAAGAGACUGGAACAACAGUGAAUAAGUGUCGUCCUGGACGUCUAAAAGUGCUUACAACCCGAGAGCGUCCCCGUAUCAUCACACUUGCUCGGAAGGAACCUGCUACAAGUGCAGCAACUAUUGCUGAGGUUGUUCAGGUAACGUCCGACAAGACUGUUAAUGUUCAAACUAUACGAAAUGGUUUGAAUGAGGCUGACAUGCAUAGACAUUCUCCCAGGAAAAAGCCAUACAUAUCGGAAAUUAACCCGCAGAAACGCCUGCAGUUAGUCAAGGACUACAUCAGCAAGCCGAUGGAGUUUUGGAAUACUUUGAUAUUUAGCGGCGAAUCGAAGUUCAGUGUAAUCGGAUUUUAUUCAAGAAAGAAAGAUUGGCGCAAGCCGAAUACGCACCUCGACAUCAAACACAUGCAUCCCACAGUCAAACAUGGUGAGGGCGGUAUCUAG
Molecule: messenger RNA, 585 nt
Organism: Schistocerca piceifrons (Central American locust)
Lineage: Eukaryota; Metazoa; Arthropoda; Insecta; Orthoptera; Acrididae
Exons: 1
Coding region: 1-585 (194 amino acids)
Biological process (GO): DNA integration; DNA transposition
Molecular function (GO): DNA binding
Source: RefSeq, a predicted model, not a curated record